AUGUCGAAAACCAACGCGCCCAAGGCGCCAAAGGCAGCAGCGCCUGCCGCCGCCCGCAGCGCGCAGCGCAAGGCCGGCCCCAACCCGCUCGCGAUCGCGCUCAAUGUCCUCCUGGUCGGCGUGUCCGUCUUCCUCGUCACGAGGCACGCGGACGCGUUCACCGACACCUGGAGCAAGGUGCGCGCGCAUGCCGAGGACCGGCUUGCGCUGUUCGGUGUCGAGAGCUUUGGCUCGACGGCCGUCGGCCAUGUCGACUUUGCGGACGGGCGCUCGCGCCGUGCCGGCAAGGAGUUUUUGAAGCCUGAGAGCGACGCGCUGAGAUACGUCAACGUCAACCUUGGUAAUGGCGGGAGGGGGUCUGGCGACACGAACGAACUCCGCUCACACCACAGCCCCGAGCCCGACCUGUCCGGCGGCAUGAUCCCCUCGGUCGCCCCGCCCUUCGCCAUGACGCGCUGGACGGCGCAGACGCGCCGCAACUACGUCUCGAUGUGCCCGUACAAUCAGACCGACACCAAGGUGCACGGCUUCAUCGGCACGCACCAGCCGGCGGUGUGGAUGGGCGAGAGCGGCCCGGUGCAGAUCGCGACUGGUCUCGGCGAGGUCGUCACGGACUUUGACGCGCGUGGCCUUUCGUUUGACAAGCGCGACGAGUACGCCAGCCCGAACUACUACUCUGUCGGGCUGAAGGGUGCCGACGGCUCCAUCAACGCCGAGCUUGCUGCGACCUCGCGCGCUGGCCACCUGAAGUUCACGUUCACGCCCAAGGGUGCGGCCGCUCCCUUCGUGGUUAUCGACGCCGCCCGCAAGACCGUCUUCACGCGCCAGCUCUCGGCUGACGGAUACCCCCGCCCCAACCUCGAGUACCUGCCCACCGGCAGCGUCACUGUUGACCUGGAGCGUAACGAGAUCUACGGCUGGAACGACGAGCGCCAGGACAAGGUGCUUGUUGGCGAGGAGCUGCCAGCCAAGAACUUCAAGGGCUACUUUGUCGCGCGCUUCUCUGAGCCCCUUGUCUCUGGAGGCAUCUCGCGCCAGGGCAAGCUCCAGUCUUCGCUCGCUGGCGAAGGCACCGAGCUCUCCUCGUGGGCCACCUUUGCGGCAGGCACGCGCGCUGUCGACGUCCGCGUCGGUGUGUCGUUCAUCUCGGUCGAGCAGGCCCGCCGUAACCUCGACCUCGAGAUUCCUUCGACCCAGACCCUCGCGCAGACCUCGGAGAAGACCCGCACCGAGUGGGUGGCCAAGCUCGACGCCUACCGCCUCGGUGGCGCGACGGAGCGUAACCUUACUGUCCUGUACACUGGCAUCGCGCACACCCUGGUGUACCCGUACGAGGUGUCUGAGAACGCCGGUACCGCUGCCGAGCCCAAGUGGACCUACUACUCUGGCUACGCCGACGCCGUCCUUGAGGGCGAGAGCUACUCGGGCUACUCGAUCUGGGACACGUUCCGCGCCACGACCGCAUGGCAGAACCUUCUCGCGCCUGAGCGUAUCCCCGGCAUGAUCAACAGCAUGCUCCAGGACUACAAGCAGGGCGGAUGGCUUCCGAUGUGGAAGAACAUUGUCGAGACCAACAUCAUGGUUGGCACUCACGCCGACUCGAUCAUUGCCCAGGCGAUGCGUGUCGGUGUCAAGGGCUUCGACUACGACCUGGCAUGGGAGGCGGUCCGCAAGGACGCAUUCACCCCUCCCGACAAGGACACCGAGCUCGUUUUCUACGACAGGCAGGAGGGCACUCCGCAGGAGGUGCGCGCCGGUCUGACCGAGUACCUGAAGAACGGCUGGGUCGCUGCCGACCUGCACUCUGAGUCGGGCUCUCGCUCCCUCGACUACGCGUACGACGACCACGCCGCGGCGAUCGUCGCGCGCACCGUCGGCGACGACAAGACGGCCGAGCAGCUCGAGGCCCGCGCCAAGAACUACGCCCACCUCUGGAACAAGGACACGGGCUUCAUGGAGGCGCGUAACGCCGACGGCAGCUGGGCCGGUGACAAGACGGGCUGGACCGAGGGCGACCACUGGGCGUACUCGCUCAACGUGAUGCACGACGUGCCCGGCCUCAUCGAGCUCAUGGGCGGCGAUGCCAAGUUUAUCGACUUUAUGGACAGGCACUUUGCGGGCGGCCACAACCUGCACACGAACGAGCCGAGCCACCACAUUCCCUACCUCUACGCGUUCUCGUCGCAGCCGCACAAGGCGCAGGAGUGGGUCACGUCGCUCGGCAGCAGCGAGUACAACCACACUGCCGGUGGACUCUCUGGCAACGAAGACUGUGGCCAGAUGUCGGCGUGGUACGUCUUCUCGGCGCUCGGCUUCUACCCCGUCGACCCCGCGUCGGGCAAGUACGUGAUUGGCUCGCCGUUCUUCGACCGCCAGAGCGUCAAGCUUCCCGGUGCGCGCCGCCCGCUUGCGGUGGUGGCCGUCGGCGCGUCCAGCGGCAAGAAGUACGUCAAGGGCCUCAAGAUUGACGGCGAGCCGUGGUGGAGCGUCGAGAUCAGCCACGCGCAGAUCAAGGACGGCGCCGUGCUCGAGUUUGACAUGGCCGACACGCCGCAGGCGUGGCCUAGGCGGACGUAGCGAGGUGUUGGUUAGGAGUGGCUCAUAGAAAACACAU
Molecule: messenger RNA, 2614 nt
Organism: Vanrija pseudolonga
Lineage: Eukaryota; Fungi; Basidiomycota; Tremellomycetes; Trichosporonales; Trichosporonaceae
Product: putative glycosidase
Exons: 7
Coding region: 1-2577 (858 amino acids)
Biological process (GO): glycoprotein catabolic process; protein quality control for misfolded or incompletely synthesized proteins; protein deglycosylation
Cellular component (GO): nucleus; cytosol
Molecular function (GO): peptide-N4-(N-acetyl-beta-glucosaminyl)asparagine amidase activity; carbohydrate binding
Source: RefSeq, a predicted model, not a curated record